Parasteatoda tepidariorum (common house spider) is the source of this 4893-nucleotide messenger RNA. The record is from RefSeq and is a predicted model, not a curated record. NCBI's taxonomy places the organism in Eukaryota, Metazoa, Arthropoda, Arachnida, Araneae, Theridiidae.
CUUUACAUCUGGAGGAUUGAAUUAAAUAAAAUAUCAAAUAAAAUUAUCGAAAAAAAAGAAACGAUCUGUCAUCUUUAGUUAAGUUUUUAUGUGAUUAAGCUGCCAUCUAUCAUCUACAUUUAAGACUAUGAAAUCUCAACAUGCAUGAAUAUGUUUUCAAAAAUAUUUGAAAGAUGUGCUAUUCCUUUUUUCCAUUCUUCUCUAUUCUGCCGAUUUAUUCAUAUUUUCUCCCGUGUUAUAGUUUAUAAUGUUUAUUUAUUGUAAUCAAUUUAUGGGUUAAAAGUUAUUGUUAUAAAUGGCAAGUAAAGACACAAAAUCCCUUUUAAAGCAAGCCCGUGAAGCUAUUAAGGAGAAAGAUUUCAAAUCUGCUUUAAAAUUUUGCAAGGUUGUUCUGCAGUCUGAAAAAGAUAAUUACAAUGCUUGGGUUUUUGUGGGAGUGGCUGCUCAAGAGAUAGAUCAACCUGAUCAAUCAGUUGCUGCUUUCAAGAGGGCCAUCGAAAUAUCUCCGAAGCAACCAUUAGCUUGGCAGGGGCUCUGCAGCUUUUAUGAAAAGAAUGAAUCUCCAGAAAAUAUUCCGAAACUUGUAUCUGUUUAUAAGGAAUUAUUAGAGUUAUCUUCUCCGGAUAAAAAGUUAGAUAUUUUUGACAAGUUAAUCCCUCUUUUAAGAAAGCUGAAUGAUAAAGAAAAGGUUAUAAAAACAUUGAAACUAAAGCUGGAACUUGUGAAAGGAACGAAGGAAGAGAAUGCCAUCUAUAGAAGUAUAUUCAGUGAAUUGACUGGUAUUACAAAGCUCACAACUGUUGACAUGGAAACACAAAUUGAAGUUCUUCAGAGGUUAGUGGAUCUUGAUGAGUUUUCUGAAGAUGAUUGUCAAAGAAUUAUUUCUGACUGCGUCAACCCCUUGUACAAAGAGGGUGAAGAAAGCCAUUCUCUGAAAUUAGCUUUUAUAAUUUUCCGAAAACACCCAAACAAUUUGGCUUGUUUAGAGUUUAUCAGCAGAGCAGCCAUGAAUUUCUAUAUUGAGAAAGAUUUGCCUUUGAAUGGAUUGGAAAAUAUUUCUGAAAAAAUAAAGAGUUAUGAAAAGAUGAAUUCUAAAGGUUUGCCUCAGAUAUUUGAAGGAUUCUGCUCUUUUGUUUCCAAGAACUAUUUUCAAGCCAUACAAAAAUUAAAAGAAGGUCUGAGUAAAAUGGAAUAUUGUGUGCAAGGUUGGUAUUUUUUGUCAAAAUCUCAGUUGAAGUUGCAUCAAUAUAGUGAUGCAGAAGUCAGUGCUACAACAGCUAUUACAGUUGGUAGAAAAUCUAAAGUGUCUUCUAAGUGGAUUGGAAAGUUUUAUUUGAAUUUAGGUCAAGUGCUCUUAGGAAGACAGAAUUGGGAUGGAACAAUAGGAGCUUUAGAAAAAUGCUUAGAGUAUAUGGAGCAAACAAAGGAAAUGCGUGUCACACUUUGCUUCACUCUCUUAAGGAUUGGGAAAAUUUCUAACGCAGAGCAGAUUUUGCAUGAUUUAAAAGAAAAAUAUCCUGAAGAUCCUGAAAUUCUACAGCUUGAAGGUUAUUCUUUACUUUUAAAAAAAGAUUUGAUUCAAGCGUUACAAAGAUUUCGCCUUUCGGUAUCACUUCAAGAAUCUUCAUUCACUUUGCAUUUAAUUGGUGUUGUUCUUUGGGAAACCAAGCAGGGAGAGAAAGCUUUUAAAGUUUUCAUGAAAGCAGCUGAAUCUGAUCCUUAUUUUGCCAAAAACUUUUUAUAUCUUGGUCAUCAUUAUUACUUCAAUCUUAAUGAUAAAAGUAAAGCAGUCCUCUGUUAUGAGAAGGCAUUCUCUCUUGAUAAUUCUGAUACUGAAAUAGGGAUGUCUCUGAGUCAGAUGCUGAAAGAACUAAAAAAAGAAGAAGAAAAUAUGAUUGUUUUAAAGAAGAUCACGGAAAAUGCCAGCUUAGGCAGCUGCAAGUGGGCUUGGACUCAACUUGGUCUUUACUAUUUGGAAAAAAAUAAUUUUAAUGACGCUAUAUUCUCUCUACAAAAAGCCUUAAGAGCUGAUCCUGAUAGCAGUCAUGGCUGGGAAUGUCUGGCUGAUGCAUACUUUAAACGUGGAAGCUAUGAAUCUGCAUUAAAAGCCUAUGAAAGAGUGUACGAGAUCAAUUCAAGAGCAAUGUACCCUUUGUAUCAAAUUGCGACAAUUCAAAAAAUGAGAGGGAUCUUCACAGAAGCCAUUGAGAAAUUUAAGAGCCUUUUAAAUACAGUUCCAACAUAUAUUCCAGCUCUUAUAGGAUUGGCAGAAUCAUUGGUUUUGCAUGCCAGAAGAGCUUUGGAUGAUUGUUUGUUUGGAGUUGCAAAGGAUUCCUGUCAAGAGGCUUUGGAUAUUUUGUCCAGAGUUGCAAAGACUAAUAAUGGACUUUCUUGCCUUUGGAAGUUGGCAGGAGAUGCAUGCACUAUUCCAUAUCACCUCAAUGAGAAAUGGUUUCCUUUCAAUGUACCUGUUGAGCUUGUGCAGGAUUCCAAAAUAUGUGAAUCAGUUUCCUGUGAUAAACUUCAGAUACUUUCUUUUGGAGCAAGAUUCUUUGGACGCGCAUUGCUUAUUAAAGAUUCCGUGAGUACUCUCUGGCAUGAUCUGGGUGUAAACUACCAUUACCAGUCAACCCUUUCCAAUAAUCCUUUCGAGUUUUCUAAGAAAGCUUUCACCUGUCUUCAAAAGGCAAUUAGUAUUUGUCCCAUUAAUGAUGCUCAUUGGAGAACUCUUGGGGUGAUAGCUCUUGGAGAAGGAUUGAAGGAUUUUGCAUUUGGCCAGCAUGCUCUGGUAAAGUCACUUCUAGUCAACAGACAUGAUGCAGAAACUUGGACGAAUCUGGGCAUUUUAUAUUUGUUAAACCAAAAUAUUAAGCUUUCUCACUUCGCUUUCAAAAUGGCUCAGUCUGCCGAACCAAGUUAUCCCCUCAGUUGGAUUGGCCAAGCAUUCAUUGCUGAAAAAGUGAAGCAUUCAGAAACUCUGGAUCUUUUUAGACAUGCUACAACACUUGGAUCUCACAACGAAGCACUCGCUGGUUAUUCAAAAGCAGUGUGUGAGGCACUUCUGAAUACUGAGGAUAAAAACUCUCUAUCAUAUAAAUAUAACAUUGAAGAGAUGGACGCAGUUGUCCGUGCUGCUGACUGUUCAAUAAAAUUUAUAGCCAACAAUCAUAAUUCUGCUGAAAUGAAUAACAUAUUAGGAAUAUUGUUAGAGAGACAGCGUAUAUGUAAUGGAUCGCUUUUGGCUUAUGAAAGAGCUUUGAAUCUCAUGAAGGAUAAUAACGAAACUGAGUUUGAUCUGGCAGUACGAAUAAAUUUUGCUAGAGUAUUAAGUUCUGUUGGCCAAAUGAAAGAAGCUAUCAAAAAUUUCCUUCUAGUGACAAAGAAAACUAGUGAUGACACUUCUGUGAUCUGCAGUCUUGCAUUUGCUUUGUACAAAGAUAAACAGUAUGAGCCGGCAUUAAAAUUAUUUGCCCAAGCUUUUGAAAAGUGCAAAAUCCCUGCAAAUAAAUCUCACAUUAAAGUUGCCAUGGCUAUGGUUGCUACGAAUAUAAAAGGACCUGAUUCUCCUAAUCAUUUAACUUUGUUAUUUGAAAGCAUCCAAAUCUCUCCAGCCUCGGUCUAUGGAUUGUUGGCUCUGUACUCUGGAGGUAUACUUAAUGAAAAACUGGAUCUACUAUUGGCUGCAAGAAAGGAGCUCUAUCCUUACAGGUUUACCCAGCAAUAUGCAUCCUCUACUGCUUUACUAUGGGCUUCUCACUAUUACAUUAUGAAAGGUACCAGGCCUGCACGAAAUGAGUUGCUGAAGUACAUGCAUUGUUUGCCUUCUGAUAAUAAAAUCUGGCUGCAGGCUGCGGCGUGCCUUCUUCAGUGGGGUUCAGAGUCUGUUGCUGCAUAUUGCACAAAGGUCAGUGUCUUUCAUGGAGGCUGUAAAGAAGAAGCUUCUCAAAUAUUUGCCUUGAGCCAGAUGUCCAAUCGAAAGGAAGCUCUCUCUGCUGCUCAGAAAGUUGUGCACAUAAAUCCAGGGAAGUUGACCAAUUGGGCUACACUAGCAGCUGCCUGUCAUGUUGCGGACUUGGAUCGAAAACAUGUAGGUUGGAUGUUUGGUUUUGUAAAAAAAUUAGCAAAAGAGCAGAAGGUGAAGCCAGAUUUUUUGGGAUGGCUUGUUGUAAUGGAGAUAUUCCAUCAUAUUAAUUGUGGAGACUUAUCAGCUGCCAGUACCUUAAUGAGUCAGGUUCUUCCAAUAAAAUCUUUCAAUUCCGAAAUCACGUCGUGUCUGCAAAUUCUCGAUGCUGUGAUAAAAGUAUUUUCAUCUUCAAGUGGAAACCUGCAACCUCUCUUUUUAGCCAUCAAAAAUAAUCCAAAAUCCUUUUUUGGCUGGAGUGUACUCAGCCAGUUGUUGCUCGAUUCGGGAAAUGAUGUUGAAGCUGAGAAAAUGCUCUCACAUUUUAUUGUAUCCUGUGAAAAAAUGUUUCCUAAGUGGACUGCCUAUCCUUUGUUGCAACUUGCCAUCCUAUCUUACAGAGCUUUACAAGUUGCACAACUCCCUGAAGAAAGAGAAAAGUGGCUCCAUCUAGGUGUAGAAGUGUCUGGAAAAGCCGUCCACGCAGUACCCUCUAACCAGGCAGCACGUUUCUUACAGGGCCUCUUUGCAUUGGAAUCUGGAAACACCAGCUUGGCCAGGAGGUGUUUUGAAAAAGCUUCUGCGUUGCAGUCCAAUGGGAGGAAGGGUAUGUGGAUGGAAAAGAUGGCCAAUGAUAUUUUGAUGCACAAAAACUUGAAGAGAAAAUAAAGGUGUGAUUGAGGUGAAGAGGAAAGAAAGAAGAAUUAUUCUAAUAUUGCUUUAUAUUUUUACUUAUUUUUUAAAUAAAUACCAUCUCUAUUAAAGCUAUAAAA